This is a messenger RNA of Cyanistes caeruleus (blue tit), 325 nucleotides long. Lineage: Eukaryota; Metazoa; Chordata; Aves; Passeriformes; Paridae. The record is from RefSeq and is a predicted model, not a curated record.
AUCUUGUUCUGGGGGCUCAGGGACCUGAAGAGAGUGAACCUGGCCCAGGUGGACCGGCCCCGCGUGGACAUCGAGUGUGCUGGGAAGGGUGUCCAGUCUGCCCUGAUCCAGAACUACAAGAAAAACCCCAACUUCAGCACUUUGGUCAAGUGGUUCGAGGUGGACCUCCCGGAGAACGAGCUGCUGCACCCGCCCCUGAACAUCCGCGUGGUGGACUGCCGGGCCUUCGGGCGCUACACGCUGGUGGGCUCCCACACCGUCAGCUCCCUCCGCAAGUUCAUCUACCGCCCACCCGAUAAGAAAGCCCAGCACUGGAACAUGGCAG